GGAUUUUGGCAAGUCGAGCUAGAUGAAGAGAGUAAAGAUAAAACAGCUUUUGUAACACAUGAAGGUAUUUUUCAGUUUAAUGUGAUGCCGUUUGGGCUCACUAAUGCGCCAGCAACAUUCCAGCGACAGUUGGUUUCCUAGGACUAACCGGCUAUUAUAGGCGAUUUAUCAAAAAUUAUGCAGAAGUUGCAGAACCUUUGUUUAAUUCUAUUCGAGAAAAACACAAUCCAAUUUUCAACUGCUCUGUACCAUCCGCAAUCUAACUUAUCUGAGCGUGUUAAUAGAACAUUAAAGCCAAUGUUUCGCACAAAAAGAUAAGCAAUCCUGGGAUAUCAGAUUGCCACAGUUAGCAUUAGCCGUUCGAACAGCCAUAAAUGAAUCGACAGGUCAGACGCCUGCAUUCUUAAUGUAUGGACGUGAGCUUAGAUUACCUCUUGAUCUAAUGUAUGGUCUAGGAGUCGAUUCUCUAGAUGAAUUAAGAUCAGCUAAGGAAGUGAGAACUUACAGUAAACGUCAGAAAGCAAUUUUAGAGUCGGCAUAUAAAUCGGCUAGAGAGAAUAUUGAAAUUGCCCAAGAAAAUCAGAAAUUAUCGUAUGAUUCGCAUCGCAGAAAUGUAAAAUUUAGCGUAGGUGAGAAAGUUUUGAUGGCAAAUACUGCUGGUUCCGCGCUAGGUAAAUGGGCAACACCUAAGCUAGCCGCUAAAUUUGUCGGUCCUUAUCGGAUCACACGCAAACUUGGUCCGUUAGAUUAUGAGUUGGUUUCUGAAGAGGAUAAUGCCGUGUUAAGUCAAGCUCAUGUCGAGCGAUUAAGACCAUAUCAUGAAUAA
This is a messenger RNA of Didymodactylos carnosus, 826 nucleotides long. The record is from the annotation of a GenBank genome assembly. Lineage: Eukaryota; Metazoa; Rotifera; Eurotatoria; Philodinida; Philodinidae.